Molecule: messenger RNA, 1749 nt
Organism: Cynara cardunculus var. scolymus (artichoke)
Lineage: Eukaryota; Viridiplantae; Streptophyta; Magnoliopsida; Asterales; Asteraceae
Product: pectinesterase 2-like
Exons: 2
Coding region: 1-1554 (517 amino acids)
Biological process (GO): cell wall modification
Molecular function (GO): pectinesterase inhibitor activity; pectinesterase activity
Source: RefSeq, a predicted model, not a curated record
AUGAAGAUCAUCAUCUUUCCAUUUUUAGCAACCCUAAUUUCUUGUUUCCUUUCUUCUGGUGUUUAUGGUUACACCAAAUCGGAGAUCAGUUCAUGGUGCAGCCAAACACCACAUCCAGAAUCUUGUGAGUAUUUCUUGGUCGCAGGAAAUCAAAAUUCCGGUCCGGUGACCCAAAAACCAGACUUCAUAAAAGCGUUACUAAAGAUCACCCUCGAUCGAGCCAAACAUGCCGAGUCGAAUACUAAAGGGCUCGGCACGAAAUGCCGAAACAAGCUCGAAAAAGCUGCAUGGGAAGAUUGCAUCGAGCUUUACGACAACACGGUCGAGCGGCUCAACAUGACGGUCGAUCCUCGUAAAAAGUGUAGCCAAUACGAGAUGCAAACGUGGCUCAGCACAGCCCUCACUAAUCUCGAGACGUGUCGGGCUGGGUUCGAGGAGCUCGGCGUUGGCGGCUACUUGUUGCCGCUAAUGAAGAAUAAUGUGUCGGCUUUGAUCAGCAACACGUUGGCGAUGAACAAAGGCGGAUCUCCGCCGGAGACUUACCCGAAUGGGUUCCCUAGUUGGGUGAAACCCGGUGAUCGGAAGCUGUUACAAUCUUCGAGUCCAGGUUCUCAGGCGAACGUUGUGGUGGCUCAAGAUGGUUCCGGGAACUAUAAGACGGUGGGAGAAGCGGUUGCCGCCGCCGGAAAAAGGUCCGGCAGCGGAAGGUAUGUGAUAUAUGUGAAGGCAGGAUCUUACAACGAGAAUAUCGAAAUUGGGACCAAAUUGAAGAAUAUAAUGCUGGUUGGAGAUGGUAUCGGAAAAACUAUCAUCACCGGAAGCAAAAGUGUUGGAGGAGGUGCCACCACCUUUAAAUCAGCCACCGUUGCUGUGGUGGGAGACGGAUUCAUUGGUCGUGGCAUCACUUUUCGAAACACGGCGGGCCCACAAAACCAUCAGGCGGUGGCGUUGCGAAGCGGCUCUGAUCUCUCAGUGUUCUACCAGUGCAGCUUUGAAGGUUACCAAGACACGCUUUACGUCCACUCUGAUAGACAGUUCUAUAGAGAAUGUGACAUAUACGGCACCGUUGACUUCAUUUUUGGCAAUGCUGCCGUCGUGCUUCAGAAUUGCAACAUUUACGCCCGUAAGCCUCCCAACAGGACCAACACUGUGACCGCACAAGGCCGGACCGACCCGAAUCAGAACACGGGAAUCUCGAUCCAUAAUUGUCGUGUCACGGCCGCGUCAGACCUUAAAGGGGUCGGGGGCGUUAAGACGUAUCUUGGUAGGCCAUGGAAGCAGUAUUCGAGAACCGUGUUCAUGAAAUCAAACCUAGAUAGCAUAAUCGACCCUGCAGGCUGGAUGCCAUGGAGUGGUAAUUUUGCGCUUGAUACUUUGUACUACGGAGAAUAUCUGAACACAGGCCCGGGUUCAUCAACCGCCAACAGGGUUAAAUGGAAGGGUUACCGUGUGAUCACUAGCAGCACUGAGGCAGCAAGGUUCACCGUUGGAAACUUCAUCGCCGGUGGAUCAUGGUUGCCGUCAACCAACGUACCGUUCACUUCGGGCCUAUAAUUCGCUCGUUCGACAUAUAAAAAUACAAUUGAUAUGUUUUGAUAAUUGAUUAUUAAUUACAUGUUUAACGAUAUAAAAUAAAUGGUUGGUGACUCAAAAGUCCAACAUCAUACCAUGGUGAAUUAUGUCACAUUGUAUUCUUUAUACUUUGUAUUGUAUGUACCUUUAGUGUAAAAGAAUUUUGGCUCUUAUUCU